AUGGCCACCGCGCAUCAACUCCAGAUAUCGACGCGUGAAGGGGAGGAGAAGCUGGCAGUCGACAUCUUGUACAGAGUCAGAAAACACUUCCUUCGUCGCCCUUUCGAGGUGUACCCUCUCGCUCCUGCGAAUCGCCGACUGUGGAACGCACUCCGGAUUGAGCUGUACAUCGCCGACAUUCAGUACGCAAAGGUGAAUGGCCAUGAGACCGCUCUCCAUUGGUCAAUCACAAACGGCUUGAUCGACCAGUCCGACAUGCUCAUUGACCUGGCUCAGCGAUUCUGGCCGGACUACAUCAAUGCGCGAGACAUGGAUGACAGUACUGCCCUUCACAUUGCCGCGUAG
Molecule: messenger RNA, 345 nt
Organism: Anthostomella pinea
Lineage: Eukaryota; Fungi; Ascomycota; Sordariomycetes; Xylariales; Xylariaceae
Source: the annotation of a GenBank genome assembly